Molecule: messenger RNA, 8053 nt
Organism: Hemicordylus capensis (graceful crag lizard)
Lineage: Eukaryota; Metazoa; Chordata; Lepidosauria; Squamata; Cordylidae
Gene: NKD1
Product: NKD inhibitor of WNT signaling pathway 1
Exons: 10
Coding region: 429-1847 (472 amino acids)
Biological process (GO): negative regulation of Wnt signaling pathway
Cellular component (GO): cytoplasm
Molecular function (GO): calcium ion binding
Source: RefSeq, a predicted model, not a curated record
UGUCCCCUGGUGGGUGAAGUGAGGUCUUUUGUAACCGCCUCUGUCUUUGGGAAAAAAAGAGGCGAAGGAGACGGAGCGGAGGAGCCGCGCGAGGAGGGAGAAGCCAGCCAGGGCGGCGGGGCUGCGCUUCGCCGGAGAGCGCGCCGCGGCUGAAGCCCAGCGAGGCGCUCCUUGUCGCUCUCCGUUCCCGGCUUCCCCGCUCUCGGCUCCCGGUGGCCGCGGCUUCUCUGCCCGGCUCGGAGGAGCGCGCGGGCUGCUGGCGGACGGAGAACCAGGCAGCGCCGGGGGACCUGCCGGGGAUUUACCCACCGAGACCCGCACGCACACCGAGGAGGAGGAGAGAGGCGCCUCGGGGAAGGCGAUGAGCCCCGCGAGCCCCCGCUGAAGCACCCCAAUGCAGCGGCUGCGCCCAGGCAGGCAGAGGAGACAUGGGGAAACUUCACUCCAAGCACGCCGCUGUGUGUAAGCCGAGGGAAAGUCCAGAAGGCGACAGCUUUGCUGUGAAUGCUUCACUGGCUCGGAAAGGGCUGGAGGACUGGAUGGUGAAGCAGAAAUAUUCCGGCAGCAUCAGCAGCGGAGGAGGCAGUAGCUUAGGACUCCAACAGGGCUGCCAGCGCCGAGCUCUGUGCAGGCUCUCCGGCUCCAGGGAUCCAACUCUCGAAGGUUACAGGGAGUCACUCGAAAAUGAACACUUUCAUCUGGAAGUGGCUUUGCCCCCAGAAAAGACAGAUGGAGUCUGCUGCAGCGAUGAAAAGAAAGUGGAAAAGGAGAGUGAUGCACGUACAAGCUCCAAGAAACAACUGAAAUUUGAGGAAUUGCAAUGUGAUGUAUCCGUUGAGGAGGACAACAGACAAGAAUGGACCUUCACGCUUUAUGACUUUGACAACAAUGGCCGUGUCACUCGGGAGGACAUCACCAGUUUGCUUCACACUAUCUAUGAGGUAGUUGAUGCUUCGGUCAACCACUCGCCUAGUUCCAGUAAAACCUUGCGGGUGAAGCUCACUGUGGCUCCGGAUGGGAGUCAGAAGAAGAAAAGUAUUUUGCUGAAUCAUGCUGAUCUUCAAAGCUCAAGGCACCGAACAGAGAGCAAGGUCAACGAAGAACUGAGGAGUUGUGAAAAGAAGCAGCGGGGUUCCCUCAGGUACCACUAUGGUGACACCAAGCCUGAACAGAAUGGAUGCUAUCGUCAUUGCGUUGAUGAAAAUAUUGAAAGGAGAAACCACUAUUUGGAUCUUGCAGGAAUAGAAAAUUAUACAUCAAAAUUUGGGCCCGGAUCUCCACCAGCUGCUCAAAAACAUGACCCACCCAUCCGAGUUGCCAAUCAGACGAGAUCGCGUUCCCAUGAGCCGGAGAUCUUCCAUCAUCAUCAGAGGAAAUCGCCAGCUGUGGAUCUGGGCCAUGUCAACUUGAUGGAAGCGUCCUAUGCAAAACUUGCCGAAAUACAGCAGAGGCUGCGGAGUCAAGAGGGGAACAGGCAUUUUGUCAAGUCUCCCAAGGCGCAAAGCAAAAACCCAGCUUCCGUGAACCCAGGAAGGGCUGUAAGGAGUAAGCCUGUUCAGGGGGCAUCUAUACCAGCGGCUUCCCCUACCGCCCGGGUAGGUCAAAAUCUUCCAUAUCUCCCCAUGCAGUCCCAGCAGACUUAUAAGAAACACAAGCAGCGGGGGAAAGAGACUCACCAAGUGUGCAAAACCUUCCAGGCUCCGGGGACAGUUUUGGAGAAAGAACACGUGAGAGACCUGCCUGCCGUCAUUUUGUAUGAAGGCCAAGUUGGGCAAAUGAUACAGAGACAUGAGCACCACCACCAUCAUGAACAUCACCACCACUAUCACCACUUCUACCAGACAUGAAAUGGACCUUCUUGUUCGUUCGGGAUGAUCCCAAAUGAAGGAAGCCCUUUGCCGCAAUUCCGGACAAAAGGCAUUGUUCUGAUUAGACGCUCUCGCUACUCCAUUAAUAUUCCGCUCGCACCUCUUUUUAUGAGUUCUAUGAAAACACUACACAAAGCAAGACACCUGACACUAUUUAUAUUACCCGAAACUGUAUAGCUUGCUUUUAAUGAUGUGGAUUUUUGGAUUUUUAAUUUGGCUUGUGCAAAGAAUGCGCACGCGCACCCACAAAAGCAAACGGCCAUAGCGAUUAUUAUGAGCUGUGUUUGAAUGCAGGUCAUCAAUGCACUUCUAACCGGUAUCCUUCCUCCAUGGUACUGGAAGAUAUGCUGUAGACAAUACGGUUAAGACAUUCAGCUGGUCCCAUGCAAUGGCUCAUUGCACAUAAGCCUAUCAUCAGGGGAGCAACAGUGGAAGGUUCUGGACUCCGGGAGUACAAACAGCUGCUACCUCUAGUAUAAUUCAGAACUUCUUAUUGAUUGUAUUGUGCUACAGGGGGGCGUGUGUGUGUGUUGUUGUUUUUUUAACUCGACUGCAUUCAUGUAGCCUGUUUUAUGUUGUACUUUUCACUUCCUUACAAGCUAUAUCUUAAUAUUAAUAAUGAGGAAAUAUUAACUAUAUUUGUCAACAGAGCUACAUUUUUCAGCUGAUUUCUCCCUCUCCACUUUUUUGGACAGAUACAUUUACAGUCUGCUCUCUAUAUUGGGGAAAUGUUGACUUUCUUGUUCUUGUUGGCUGUUAACUUGUUGGGAAACCAUUGUAUGGAACGGGCACCGGCACCACCAGGAUAGGAGCGCUGCCGAUGACCUGGUGGGCUCUACCAUCAGAAGAGUGAGGUCAGGCCCAGAGAAGGGGUGGGUAUGCUAUACCCACAUACUUCUGUUCCCCACUCCCAACGAUCGCUCAGUUCCCUCUCUGCCCUUUUCUCAGAGCUGUUCCCCAGGGUUCCAAAACUGGCUUCUAUAACCUUCAUUGAUUGGCUGCUUCUUCCCCCCAGUAUUGCCCUGUGGUGACAUCAUCAGCUAGCUGCUUGUUUACUUCAGCUAACCUGCAGCUAGCCUCCCCGGGGUCCUACUGUCCACCUCUCACAUGAGGGAUGGCUGGCGCCCUUCUUGGAGGUUGCUGAGGGUGCCACCUUGCCAUACCACCUUGCCCAGAAACACACAGAUGUAUACAUUUUUAUAGGAACCUAGGAAGCUGCCAUAUUGACCAUUGGUCUAUCUAGCUCAGUAUUGUCUACCCAGACUGGCAGUGGCUUCUCCAAGGUUGCAGGCAGGAAUCUCUCUCAGCCCUAUCUUGGAGAAGCCAGGGCGGGAACUUGGAGUCUAGAUGUUCUUCCCAGAGCGGCUCCAUCCCCUAAGGGGAAUAUCUAGUUUCAAAUGCAACCAGGGUGGACCCUGCUUAGCUAAGGGGACAAGUCAUGGUUGCUACCACAAGACCAGCUCACCUCUUCCUCUUACAACACAGGAAGCUGCCUUAUACAGAAUUCGGCAAUUGGUUCAUCGAGCUCAGAAUUGUCUACACUGACUUAAGAGAACACCCUGCUGGAUCAGGCCCAAAGCCCAGCUAGUCCAGCAUCCUGCUUCAUGCAGUGGCCAACCAGAUGCAUCUGGGAAUCCUGCAAGUUGGGGAAAGAGGACAACCAUCAGGAUUGGCUUCAGCAAUCUUAAGCUUUCAGGCAGGAGUCUCUCCCAGCUCUACCUAGAGAUGUUGGCAUUUAGACCUGGGACCUUCUGCAUGCAAAGCAGAUGUCCCACCCCGAGCUACGACCCCAUCUCCAGAGGUGGUAUACAUGGGUCUCCCAUCCAGGCCCUGACCACACCAAUUGCUGCUUAGCUUCAACAAGUUGGCUGUAUCGUGUGCUCUUAGACUCUGCUCUGGGGUCCAUCAUUGUUUGCUGGGCCAUAGUUAACCUUCACUGUUCAAAUUUUGCUUUUUAUUGUAACUUUUUUUAAAAAAUCUUAUUUACUCCCACUGGUUGUGGGGUAUUUUUCCCCCCUUGUUCACUUUGAGAGAGAGAGAGAGAGAGAGAGAGAGAGAGAGAGAGAGAGAGUGUUGUGGGAAGAAUAUGCUUUCUCUUUUUUGUUUUUGUUUUAAAUGUUGGCAAAUAUAUAUAUAUAUAAAAUAUAAAGAUAUAUAAAGAUAUAUAUAUAUAUAUUAAAAAUCUAUAUAAAUAUAUGAAUAUACACACUCAGGUACAUUUUCUUGUGUUUUAUAGAAAUCUGUGGGUUUUUUCUUUAAAUAUUAACAUUUUAAUCUUAAAGCAAUGACUCUUUAGGUGUGCUACCAGAAACCUCUCUGUGUGCCCCUUUCUUCCCUUUCCUCCUGGGUGCCUCUGGUUUUUGGUUCCCCAGCAUCUACUGCCUCUACCUACCUGCUUUGUGAAAAGAUUUCCAGCUUUACUGGUGUCUUCUGCUGUUCCCUCACCACCCACCAUUGAUAUCAAAGAGUUUCCCACUCCAUAAAGCCGUCCAACUCAAGAUCUAAAGCUACUUCAUAGCUGUCAAAGGCAACUCUGGAAAAAAUGUGACCCAAAAGAUGGCCAUCUAAAUUUUAUCAGCAUCUUGAGGAAUCCAGAUCAGAUAUGGCUGAGUCCAACCAUUGGUCCAUCUAGCUCAGUAUUGUCUAUACCAGGCUGCACAACUUUGGCCCUCCUGCAGAUGUUGGACUACAACUCCCACCAUGCCCGAAUAUUUGCCAUUGUGGCUGGGGAUUAUGGGGAUUGUAGUAGCUGAGAGAACAUUAGGCUGGUUCUCACGAUCCUAAACAGAGGUGGAGGAGACCUCGGCAGUUGGAGGAGCCCUCUAACGGAGAUUCCCAGAUGUUGUUGACUACAACUCUCAGAAUCCACAAGCAAAAGCCAUUGCAGCUGGGGAUUCUGGCAGUUGUAGUCCACAACAUCUGGGCAUCCCCGUUAGAGGGAUCACUGGCCCCCAGCCAGGGUAGGAGAACUAGGCAUGUUCCCGAUUGGUGGUAGUGGGUUUGCCAAGAUCAAGAUGGGAGUAAGAGAGGGUUAUCGUUUGGGAGCUGGGUUAGACCGCUUCUUGUCCACCAUCAAUAAAAUGCUGGGGAUGGAAUGCAGGUUGAAGGGGCCUGCCUCCCACACAAUCACUUCCCCCUCCUCCUACCUUGAUCUUGUAUACACGUGACUGCCAAUCAGAAGCCUGCACAUUUCUCUUACCUUGGCUGGGCACUCCUGCCACCCUGUUUAGAAUUGUGAGAGCCAGAUUAUUCUCGUCCCCAGGAUAGCCCUUGGUGCUCUGGCCUUUCUGCACAGUAGCUGCUGUCUGCUGCACAAAUGGAGACAGAAACCAAAGGGCUCUUUCCCUGCUCCUCCCCAGUGCGAGCAGCAGCAGAGACGUUGGCAGAGCCCUUUGCCGUAGUCCCAUGCAUGCACAAAGGCCCUAGAUCUUGGGAAGGGGGCUGCAUGGUGAGGGGCUGGCUUUACCAAACCCUUUAUUGGUGUUUUGCAUUGGGCAGGAAGCAGUUCAGGAGCUUCAGUUUCGGACUCUGGCAGGAGUGGCCCAGUCGGCAAAGAACUUGUCAGAACUUCUUUGCCCCAUUAAAAAUUAUUUCCCACUUGCCAAGAGUGGCAACUAACACACACAUUGUUUUAGAAACGGUGCUAUAAUGGAGUGAGGAAAUCUAUUAAAAGAGGCUGGAAGAUGUGGGAAGAGGCAACAUAUUUUAGGAUGUGUGAUUUCUGCAGAGGCUAUCAGGAGGAAGAUUGUGGCAUGGGGUGGGUGGGGGGAGAUCUUGUGCCCCCCCCCCCCGCUCUGGCUACUGUCCUGGCAUUUUACACUCUGCAAGCAAGGAAACCAGAGUUCCUUUUCUUGCUUUGGGAGCUGAGAAGGAAGUGUUUAAAAACACAUCUGAUUUUGCUUUUAGCUUCUUUUAAGUAUUUGUGAUUUUUUUUGUUGUUUACAAUAUUGUGAAAUGUUCUUUAUACUACAUUUUUAUGCCUUUUAUGGGAUAUUUCUUUUCCAGCUUAAACUCUGAUCAGUUCAAGAUGGGAGGUUCUCUUUUAGAAGAGAGUAUGAUGCCCACAGAGCGGCGUUAAAACGUAUGAAGCCAAUACCAUUAAAGUCUGGUCUCCUUGUGGAUUGAGACUGGGAUUGACACUCGCUAUUAAUUAGUUCUCCAGUUCACGUCUCAAAAAACAAAAAUAGCAGUGGUUUACUUUUUCUGUUCCUUUAAACACAAAACAAAACCAGAUUUAUUUGAGUGUAUUUGAGUGUAUUUUUCUCCCGUCAACAUUCUGUCCUUGUUACAUCUGGUGAGAUAUUUUAAACUGUGUUUGAUAUGUGUGACAACUAGCCCCUUUGGUUUAUUCUUCCAAUUUCUGAAGCUCAGAACUAUUUAUAGGCUGAAUUUUCUGUAUAGAAAAUUGCAGAGCAGGAAGAGGAAGGUUAGAAAUGUCUUUACUUACCACUGAGUUCUCGUCUACAUCUGUUUUGCUGCUUGUGAUAUCAGCCCCUUAAUUUUCCUCCGAUGUAUAUAUAAUUAUGGACUGCAAAAAAAAAAAGGCAUUUUACAUGUCUUGUAGAAGGGAUAAGCUUAUUUAUAUGAUAGUGUUAAACGAAGUCUGAUGUAUUCAAGUGAUUUUGUUAUACUGCAUGCUAUCCCAUGAGUGUAACACAUUCCAUUGGAAAAGUGAUGCCAUGUCAUUGGGUACCUGAGAAAGUGAUGUUAUUUUUUACUAAGCAUUUUCCGUGAACCAUUUGGCAACUAGAGCAAAGCAAAGAAAACCCGAUUUCUUUAUGACCUGAGAGGAGGUAGGGGUGGUGAAAUGUUCAAAUGCUUAGUAAUGGUGCAGAUUAUCAGUGGGUUGCGGGGUCUGCCCAACAUUGGCCCCAAUACCUUCUUUGCCACCACUAGAGCAAUCCAUUUUAUUCCAUAGAAUCUUGGAAGUGUUGGCUACUAGAUUCUUGGGUUUGUCUAAAUGUGUGUGGUGUGUCUUUGGGUGGUGUUACUCUAACCCUCUUGAAGAUGUUUUGUUUACAUAUGCAGCUUAAGAGGGUAGUUUGAGGGAUGGAUGUGUGUGGUAAGGAUAAAAGAUAGUUCCGUGCGUAGAAAAUAAAAAUUGUCUUGUAAAAUGCCUCUUUUAAGGCUGGUUUAAUGAAGGUGCAAAAUGGCAGGGAUGUGAUAAGUGAAUGGUUGAGCUUGUUCCUGACCAAAUGUAGCCAACACACACAAUAGCCUAGUUUUCAGUGAGGUGGUAAGCCUGUGCUUGGACUGUCCAACUUCAGAAGGCAGCUGACAAGACUGAGUGCCAUUCAAGAAAUUCCCUCAACUUAAAAGGCAAGCAUGCCAGGUACAACCCUUCUCUUUGACAUACGAGGUUUUUUGGGUUUGUUUUUAAUGUGGAGGUAGUUUUUUGUAUGAAAGAGGCCCUCCAUCAAGUGUGCUCUUAUCUGCAGAGUGAAGUGGUACACUCCAAGCACAGGUUUACCACCCAAGUGAGAACUAGGCCUGUCUUCCUUUGGAUCAAUUGAUUUCCCGGGUCACAGAACUGAAUGCACAAGCUUCCUUUUCUGGGCCAUCCUAGUACUGACAUUGUUCACAAAAGUUUUCCAGUCGCACUGAAACCUUAAGGGUACUCGGUCAGAAAAGAGAACUGCAGAAAUGCUCCUAGCUAUAGGGGAGGGAUGGGAAGUUCAUCUUUAUUGCAACCCGUGGAAGUUUUGUCAUGUGACCUCUAUAGAGCUAUGCUUUCAAAGCAUAUAAAGUGAAUAUUGAAGUAAAAAUUGGUGGGAGUUGGGGACGGGGUUGGGGUGGAGUUUGGUUGAGCAUUUUAUUUUGUCCACUUUACCUCUCACUUAGAGUUUGUGAAAUGCAAAUGAAUUUUAGUCACAUGGCAUCCCUGUGCUUAAAAGAAUGGAUUUUACACCAGUUAUGUAGAAACAUAACAGUAUUUAAAUACUGUCUUGCAUUUGUAUUAUGUGCAUUAAGUGUGAAUAAUGGAUCAUGUCAUGUAGCACAGUUUAUGUUCUGGGUUAUUUUUUUGUUCACAAAACCAUAAAGUCUCCAUACCAUUUUUUAAAAAGUUUGCUUUUCAGUAUUUUGUAUAGUAAAUAUAGAUGGUUUUGACUAAAUGCUUUAUUUAUUUAAUAGCAAAACUGUGCCAAGAGAAACCCCUGUUAAUUAAAAAAAAUUACUAGUUCAGA